UAUUUUUUCUGCAGUUGUCUAAAGUGGAUAUGGUUUUUACAAGCACUUUGCCUUGUAAUUCUGUAUCUCAAAUCCAAAGACCAUUUACAAGGAGCCAUCUUCAACAACACCAGUGUGCCCCUCCAUCAUCACCUCCAUUUCUCAAGCCUUCUUCUUUUUCUUCUUCGAACCAUACUUAUUCUCUCAUUCAAGACUCUGCUGUCAUUGCUUGCCUUCGUGCCAACAGUGCUGAGCAAGCUAUGGAAGCUGCUCGUGCUGCUGUUAACGGUGGUAUUACAGUUCUGGAAAUUGUGAGAUCAACUCCUGGUGUUUUUGAGGUGUUGCAGGCUUUGGUUAAUGAAUAUCCUACUAUGGCCUUUGGUGUUGGGACUGUUUUAACUGUUGAGGAUGUCAAAGCUGCUAUAAAGGCUGGAGCCAAGUUUCUUAUGAGUCCUGCUACAUUCAAUGACAUUAUAGAUACUGUUCGAGAUGCUGAUGUGCUAUAUAUACCUGGUGUAAUGACCCCAACAGAGAUAUUAUCUGCUCAUAAUGCUGGUGCCAAGAUUGUGAAGAUUUAUCCUGUAUCGGCAUUAGGUGGCGUACGGUACAUAUCAGCUAUUAUGAAGCCCUUUUCUCACAUCCCCAUGGUUGCUUCCCAGGGCAUAACUAUAGAUUCAGUAGGUGACUAUAUCGCUCGGGGAGCGAUAUCCGUCGUUUUAUCGGAUGCCAUUUUCAGUAAAGAGGCAAUGAACCAAAACAACUUCAAUGCCGUAAAUCAACUCGCCAAAUCCGCAGCUUUGCAGGGCAAAAAUGCUGUAGAAAGGUUAGCCAUGUCUAGUUAUACAUCGAUCACGAAUGUUUUAAGAAAAAUGAAGAGUCGGAAUAAGAAACGGCCAACACACUCAGCAAUUUUCAGUUGCUGUAUUUGUUUUAUGUGAUAGACUGAUCAGGAACUUAUGCAGAAGAAGAGGUAAAAGCGGCUGCAAAGGGAUAUGCCUUGAAAUCAUACAAAACAAACAGGUAAAACAGAGAUCAUCUUUUUGAUGCGCUUGUCCAUAUGCACAACCUCGGACAUUUCUGUAACGAAGCGUUCUAGUAUUAGAUAUGUGUCGGGUACGAAUAUAGUUUUGACGCUACAAAAUAAAAUCGGACAUUCGAGGACAUGUCGAAAAGUUAAAAUUGAAACCAGAUCGUGGUCAAGACCCGUCUAGCAUGGCGAGUUUUCUUUUUUCUUUUACUGCCAAAAUAUGUAUUCAACAAUGA
Messenger RNA from Hibiscus syriacus, 1242 nucleotides. RefSeq names its product KHG/KDPG aldolase-like. Gene Ontology annotation, molecular function: lyase activity. The coding region runs from base 30 to 917 and encodes 295 amino acids. The transcript has 10 exons. NCBI's taxonomy places the organism in Eukaryota, Viridiplantae, Streptophyta, Magnoliopsida, Malvales, Malvaceae. The record is from RefSeq and is a predicted model, not a curated record.